Molecule: messenger RNA, 4765 nt
Organism: Pelobates fuscus (common spadefoot toad)
Lineage: Eukaryota; Metazoa; Chordata; Amphibia; Anura; Pelobatidae
Gene: USP49
Product: ubiquitin specific peptidase 49
Exons: 8
Coding region: 409-2484 (691 amino acids)
Biological process (GO): protein deubiquitination
Cellular component (GO): cytoplasm
Molecular function (GO): cysteine-type deubiquitinase activity; zinc ion binding
Source: RefSeq, a predicted model, not a curated record
GCGGGAGCGGCGGAGACAUGAGGCGGAGACACCGGGAAGGAGGAGGGGCAGACACCGGGGGAGCAGAAACAUCUGUCACCCUCGGGCUAAGAAGAUAUCCCAGGCUACAUUCUGUUUUCUGCUGCAUUCAACACAUGGAGAGAUUCUGAUUUUUAUUUUCUGGAUGGAACUUACUCCUAGGCAUGGAAGAGACAUUGUUCUGCUCCUGAAUUGAAAUUAUUGAUGAGGUGCCCCCUCCUCUGAGUUAGAAAUUCUCUCUACUCACAUAGGAGUAGUUGGAUAACAGUGAGGAUCUCCAAGUCUGUGAUUGGCUGACAUGGGGCUGGCCCAGGCUCUGCUGCUUUCAUCUCUACAAAGAAUUUGUUGUGGGGCUAUGAACAGGUUUUUCUUUGAGACAUUCUUGUGAAUAUGGAUCGAUGCAAACACGUAGGACGCCUGCGUCUGGCCCAGGACCACUCCAUCCUAAACCCACAGAAAUGGCGUUGUGUGGACUGUGACACACGGGAGUCCGUAUGGGCAUGUCUUAAGUGUUCCCAUGUUGCUUGUGGACGCUAUAUUGAAGAGCACUCUUUGCGCCACUUUCAAGAGAGCAACCACCCUCUAGUGAUGGAGGUGCAUGAGCUUUAUGUAUUUUGCUAUUUGUGCCAGGACUAUGUAUUAAAUGAUAACCCUGAGGGAGACUUGAAGCUGCUUAGAAGCGCCCUCUCUGCUGUGCGCAGCCAGAAGCAGGAAGAAACAAGCCGCAGAAGCUUACGUUCCCAAGCUUCAACAAGUGAUGGGAGUGGUUGCCACAGAUCACCACAAGGGCACACAAUGAUGCUCACCGCUCUGCGCCACAGACGCCAGGCUUUGUUGGCCAAAGCACUGCGGUCUUGGUUUGAAAGAAGUUCACUGGGACAGAUAAAGUUAGAGGAGAGGAGGCAACAGGCUGAACUUGAAAGGCGAAAAGAAGAAGCCAGGCUGAAAAGGCAAGAAGUGAAACGGCGCCUUCUUGAAGAGCUUGCAAACACCCCCCCAAGGAAAAGUGCACGUUUGCUGUCUCACACAAACCGGGACAGCCUUAUUCCACGCAAAUUCAGGGACAUGACAUCCAGCAGCCCCUCUUCUAGGCGUGAGGCACGUAGACGCUUCAACCAGCUGUAUUCCAUCAGGCCCACUGUGACACCAGGAGUAACUGGACUUAGAAAUCUGGGAAACACCUGCUACAUGAACUCUAUCUUACAAGUGCUCAGCCACCUGCAGAAGUUUAGGGAGUGCUUUCUCACCCUCGAUACCUGUGAGAAGGAAGAACUAUUGGCAAGAACUGGCACCAAUGGCAAACACCAUGUAACUGACAGUGGGGGAGGAGGACUCCCCGCUUUGGGACCAAGAUUGAAUGGAGAGUCCUCCAUAAGCAAAAGUUUGGAACUGAUUCAAGCCAAGGAACCCAGCACCAAACAACUGUCCCUAUGCCACGAGCUGCACACUCUGUUCCGGGUGAUGUGGUCAGGAAAGUGGGCGCUGGUUUCGCCCUUUGCCAUGCUGCACUCAGUGUGGAAUCUAAUCCCAGCUUUCCGGGGUUAUGAUCAGCAGGAUGCCCAAGAGUUCCUAUGUGAGCUGUUGGAUAAAGUGCAGCAAGAGCUAGAGUCUGAAGGCAACAAACACAGGAUACUUAUACCUAUUUCCCAGAGAAAACUAACUAAACAGGUGUUGAAAGUAGUGAAUACGAUAUUCCAUGGGCAGCUGCUCAGUCAGGUCACCUGCUUAACGUGCAGCUAUAAGUCUGACACAGUAGAACCCUUCUGGGAUCUGUCUUUAGAGUUUCCUGAACGCUACCACUGCCUGGAAAAGGGGAUUGCUCCUGUCACCACUACUGAAUGCACACUUACUGAAAUGCUGGCUAAGUUCACAGAAACAGAAGCCCUGGAGGGAAGAAUAUAUGCCUGUGAUCAAUGUAACAGCAGAAGGAGAAAGUCCUCCCCAAAACCCUUGUUGCUGAGUGAGGCAAAGAAACAACUCAUGAUCUUCAGACUACCUCAGGUCCUGCGGCUGCAUCUCAAGCGCUUCAGGUGGUCUGGACGGAAUCACAGAGAGAAGAUUGGAGUUCAUGUAUUUUUUGACCAGGUGUUAAACAUGGAGCCAUACUGUAGAAGUGUGUUGCCGUCGUCCGAUACAGGGACUUUUCUUUAUGACCUCUCUGCAGUUGUCAUGCAUCAUGGUAAAGGCUUUGGCUCUGGACACUACACUGCAUACUGCUAUAAUACAGAGGGGGGCUUUUGGGUGCACUGCAAUGAUUCGAAACUGAACAUGUGCUCUGUGGAGGAGGUGUGCAGGACACAAGCCUACAUCCUUUUCUACACUCAGCGGAGUAACACACAAAAUACUACACAGAGUGGAGUACCGAACAGCAACAUCCAGAGUGAUGCAGGGAUCCCUGACCUCCCCUUCCCAUCUCAGGAUCCGUCCAAUCCACAAGAAUCCAGCCAAAAGACUAUUGCUCCCUGACAUUUCUGGUACCACUGCAAGAUGUCCCGGUCAUUUUAAUUUUCCAUAUUUUUUUUUUUUUUUUCCCUCCAUCUUGUCAGUUGCAACAAAAGACUUGCAUUGUGAUAAAUCUGAAGGACACCCAAGUGGGGCAGGUUUUAAAUUUAGAAUAAAGUGCAUAUGGCCAGGAUGUCUUUUUUAAACAUUCACUGCUAAAGAUGUAGUGUUCUUGGUUGUGAUCUGAUUACAUAUUUACUGCCACUGACAUGUGUAGCUGGGUGGUGAAAGCCAUUGACAAAAAGCUGCUGAACUACAGAUUCACUUAAAACAGUAGUGUAAAGUGUCCAUUGAGAGCCUGUUGGAGACCAUAUCAAAUCUCACUAUUGUCCAUAUCACUACUGUGUAAUUUCAGAUGUAUGUUUGAAAAUUCCUGUGGUGGAUUUGUUUUUUUUGUUUUUUAAAUUCCCCCUCCACCCCCAUUCAUAGACAUAAUUUUGCUCUUGUUUUCCCCCAAUUUGGUGCCUAGACUUGUCUGCCUUCUUCCUUGUUAUCUUCAGGUGUGUGACUGCCCAUGUAAGGCUCGUCAGCAUCAUGUCCUAAAAAGCCAAAGGGCAAGGACUAACCUUGAAAGCACAAUCCAUGCAAGGCGUCUUCGCCCACUGUUUUGGCUGUUUAGAAUUGUAACUUGAGGGGUCAUUAUUCUUCCUUAUGUUGCUUAUGUUUUUGGUGUCUGCACUUCCUUGGAGCUUAGUAACUGUCUUCCUAUAUAGCCGCUUAAAACUGAUCACUGAAUGUUUUGUGGUUGCCUUUUUAAAUAUGAUGUGGUCACUAAAGUUAAAUUCUGCGAAUAUGUGGCUUUAAUCUGUUCAGCCACAAAUUGGCAAUCCUAAUGCAACAGAUUGCUUAAGACUUCCUUCCAAUGCCUCUUGUUCCAGUAAUCGGAUAGGCUUUUUUUUUUUUUUUUACCCUUUAGUACAAUUUUAAGACCCACGUGUCUACCUUCAAUGUAGGUAUAGAUUGUGGAAUUUAUUUAACAGAUUUUGGGGCAUCAUUUUAUGACAAAUGUUAACAGCUGUGCUACCUGGCUCGAUAAGAGGAAACUAGUUGUGAAUAUGUUGUUUUUACAUUUGUCUACAAUUUUCUUUUUUUAUUUUACUAAGGCAGGGAUCCUAUGUCAUAUUGGUACAGUGUUUCCCAAUUAAUUGAGGCAGCUUUUUACAUCAUUAUAAAUAAAAUGUACAGAGUGAUGUAGAUGUUGAUUAGCAUCAGAGUAUUUUUGUGUCUUUGCAGGUCAUGUUACUAGCAGCUGUAUCUCUUAGUGGGCAAAACAAACGUGUAAGACACAGAGCACCAACUUAGGUUUGUACUUUGAGUGGCUCCUAAAUGUGCAGCACAACCCAAACUAGCUUUGCCUUACUAAUGCCACAAUAGUGGGAAAACUUUCCAUGUUACUGAGAAUGGUCCCAUCAACAAUAACAAUCCAGAUCAGUUUUUCGCUACAAGAGAGCAACGUCACCACUAGAUUAUGAUUUCAGCUUUUUCUAGUGCGUUGGAGCUGUUAUUCCUCUUGACAUAGUAAGUAAAGUGGUUUAUGUAUGAAUUUGGAUCUAUAAUGAGACCCAGAAAUAUAUAAACAUUCAACUCAGAGCCACAGCAACUCCAGUGAAUCAAUUCGGCCGAACGCAGAAGAUUUGCUGGAAUUGUGGUUCUGGACUUCCCUUCAUGACCAUCAUUUUUUUACAUCUGCUUGACAAAAUUACUAAAUCAAGGCUACCACAGGUAUCUGUCUCUUGUCUCACAAGCUAAGCAAUCUAGAAUGCAGUCCUUUCAUUCUCUGUUUACAUAGGUAUACGGUUGAUGGCUCCUUUUAAAGGAACACUAUAGUCACCAGAACCUCUACAGCUUGUGGGGUUCUGGUGGCUAUAGCCUGUCCCUACAGUCUUAGCACAGCAAACUCUGCGUUUUCAGAGAUUUAAUGCAUCUCUAGGAGGAGAUGCGGAUUGUCACAGUGAAGCAUUUAGCUGCACACUAGCCUUCCAAUAGUAUGAAUUGAACUGGCUGAUCUCAUCAAGACUGAUGAUCUCAGCCGGAGAAACGGGCCGGCCGUGGAGAAAGCAGAGCGACGGCCAAGAAAAAUAAAACUCGCCUUUUAAUGAACUCAGAGGGUUGAGGUUAAGCUAGACCUUGAACAAGUCACUGCAGCAUUAGGAAUAUGUUAGUAUUCCUAAAGCUAUAGUGUUCCUUUAGGAAAUAAGGCCAUUUGAUAAACUUGCUUACAGAAUUUUUAACUUGCGAUACAAAA